Aureobasidium vineae is the source of this 489-nucleotide messenger RNA. Lineage: Eukaryota; Fungi; Ascomycota; Dothideomycetes; Dothideales; Saccotheciaceae. The record is from the annotation of a GenBank genome assembly.
AUGUCACAUCUUACAGGCGACCCUAAAAGACAUGAUCUAUCCUCCUUCAAGGGCUCCAUAACAGGCAGCUGCCUAUGCGGAAGCAUCACAGUAACGAUUAACGAAAACCUCUUCACAAAACCACGCGGCCACCUCUGCCACUGCGAGAACUGUCGAAAAGCGACCGGCUCUGUAGUAGCCACAAAUCUCACCAUCGAAGAGAAAAAGGUCGAUAUCAAAGACAGAGAUGGCACGCUCAAGCUCUAUGCAGAUAAAGCUACCAAAAGUGGGAAUCCAGUAUAUCGAUACUUUUGCGCUGUGGAUGGAAAUCCCAUCUUUUCAAAAGUCGAUUCUAUGCCUGGCAAGGUCACUAUUUCGAUGGGCUGCAUGCCAGUAAUCCCGAAACCAGAGAUGGCAGGCUUUACUGCGCAUAAGCAUCCUUGGUUCAAUCAACCUGAGGGCAUAAGAUCGUACAAGAUUAUUCGUGAAGAAGAGAUUAUGGGUGAGUAG